GUCUGUUCUGCCGCUGGAGACUGGAGAGAGUGGACAUUCAGUGCUAAUAUCGAUAAGAGGACUGCAGACACUUUCUGAUUAAGACAUGGACGACAAGGCAAAGAACGGCACAUCCCAGCUCAACGGAACACACAGUGAAGGUCCGACAAAGAAGAGGCAGGACUACCUGGAGUGGCCAGAGUAUUUCAUGGCUGUUGCCUUCUUAUCAGCACAGAGGAGCAAAGAUCCCAGUUCUCAGGUUGGUGCCUGUAUCGUGAAUCAAGAGAACAAGAUAGUGGGUAUUGGCUACAAUGGUAUGCCCAACGGUUGUGACGAUGACCUUCUGCCCUGGUCUCGCCGUGCUGAUGACAAGCUGGACACCAAAUACCCCUAUGUGUGUCACGCAGAGCUGAACGCCAUCAUGAAUAAGAACUCAGCAGAUGUCAAGGGUUGCACUAUGUAUGUAGCGCUCUUCCCCUGCAACGAGUGCGCCAAACUCAUUAUUCAAGCAGGUAUAAAGGAAGUGAUCUAUUUGUCAGACAAAUACCAUGACACUCCAGAAAUGACUGCCUCCAGACGUCUUCUUAACUUGGCGGGCAUCACAUACAAGCAAUUCAAGCCGAAGCAAGGAAAGAUUGUCAUUGAUUUUAAUUCAAUCAACCACCCCGGAUUGAACACUUCCAGUGGUUUUGGGGGUGUACAGUCAUCAUAAGCCAAGGAACUUGGAGCGUGACACUAAGUAUUCAUAAAACAGACACAUUGUUUACCUUAUGUACUGGUAAAGGUCUUUAUGGGUUUGAGAGUGAUUACUAAAUAGA
Messenger RNA from Rhinichthys klamathensis goyatoka, 797 nucleotides. RefSeq names its product dCMP deaminase (gene dctd). Gene Ontology annotation, cellular component: cytoplasm. Bases 86 to 691 code for a protein of 201 amino acids. NCBI's taxonomy places the organism in Eukaryota, Metazoa, Chordata, Actinopteri, Cypriniformes, Leuciscidae. The record is from RefSeq and is a predicted model, not a curated record. The transcript has 6 exons. Gene Ontology annotation, biological process: dUMP biosynthetic process; dTMP biosynthetic process. Gene Ontology annotation, molecular function: dCMP deaminase activity; zinc ion binding.